AUGGCUGACGAAGAACAUAACUUCGAGGUUGCUGAUGCAGGUUCCUCCUUAACUUACCCAAUGCAAUGUUCUGCUUUAAGAAAGAAUGGUCACGUUGUUAUUAAGGGUAGACCAUGUAAGAUUGUCGACAUGUCCACCUCUAAGACCGGUAAGCACGGUCACGCUAAGGUCCAUUUGGUUGCGAUUGACAUUUUCACCCAAAAGAAGUUGGAAGAUUUGUCUCCAUCCACUCACAAUAUGGAAGUUCCAGUUGUCAAGAGAAACGAAUAUCAAUUGUUAGAUAUUGAUGAUGGUUACUUAUCCUUAAUGAACAAUGACGGUGACAUGAAGGAAGACGUUAGAGCACCAGAAGGUGAAUUAGGUGACAAGUUACAAGCCGAAUUCGACGAAGGUAAGGAAUUGAUUGUCACUGUCAUUACUGCCAUGGGUGAAGAAGCAUGUAUCUCUUACAAGGAAGCUCCAAAGGGUAACUAA
This is a messenger RNA of Pichia kudriavzevii, 474 nucleotides long. RefSeq lists its product as uncharacterized. The record is from RefSeq and is a predicted model, not a curated record. Gene Ontology annotation, molecular function: ribosome binding; RNA binding; translation elongation factor activity. Gene Ontology annotation, biological process: positive regulation of translational termination; positive regulation of translational elongation. The coding region runs from base 1 to 474 and encodes 157 amino acids. NCBI's taxonomy places the organism in Eukaryota, Fungi, Ascomycota, Pichiomycetes, Pichiales, Pichiaceae. The transcript has a single exon.